UUCUUAACGCGCGCUUUUUCUGCGCACAGCACCUUUAUGUGUUCCAAGCUAGGUGCUAAAGUAGGGUUUGCCCUCUCUCUGCUGCUUCACAAUAGACCGGGUACAGGGCUGCUGUUAAGGGCUCAAAAACGCAGUUUUUUUUCACCCACACGGGAAGUAUCGCCGGCCAGAGAUAUCGUGUUGCUAAGCUCCAAACUGUGCCAUGGGCAAAAAGUCUCGCGACGAGGCAUCAUCAUCCUCUGAUGAGGAAGAAUAUGUUGUGGAGAAAGUACUGGACAGGAGGGUGGUGAAAGGCAGGGUGGAGUUCUUCCUGAAAUGGAAAGGAUACUCGGACAAGCACAACACAUGGGAGCCAGAGAAGAAUCUGGACUGUCCUGAGUUAAUAUCAGAGUUCAUGAAGACCUACAAGAAAGGCAGUAGUGGGAGUGCCACACCAAGCACUGGGGCCAGCAAAUCCACCACUGGGCCCUCUGGGCGCACUAAAGAAUCCAGCAGCUCCAAGAAGAGGAGCUCAGAUGAUGAUGAUGAUGAAGAGGGCAGCAGCAAGCCCAAGAAGAAGAAAGAGGAUGAAAUCCUCGUUGCACGUGGCUUUGAGAGGGGGCUCGAGCCAGAGAAGAUCAUUGGAGCGACUGACUCAUGUGGAGACUUGAUGUUUCUCAUGAAGUGGAAAGAUUCCGACGAGGCCGAUCUCGUGCUCGCCAAGGAGGCCAAUCAUAAGUGCCCACAGAUCGUCAUAGCCUUUUAUGAGGAGCGUCUCACCUGGCACGAAGACGGCGACAAGAAGGAGAAGGAUGCCGUCAGCGCGUGAGUGCUUCGCCUCAAGAGAAAAAGCUCCACUGCAGGGACAACCUUGAGUCAGACUUUUUUUUUUUUCCACACCUGAAAGCCCCCCAUCUUUUACCUGUAUCAUGUCCAGCGAUGAUGCAAAGAUGGCAGACACGGUUGUUGUUUCCUCCAUCCAUGCCCCCAUCUGAGCACAAUGGCCCCAGACUGCUGAGGAGGGGGUCCAUCAAAAAAGAAGCUGUAGUGGCUGUGGGUGAUAUGCUACUGGGGAAAGAUUCUACUGUUUUUGUCUUUAUAUUGAUGAACCUUUUUUAUCUUAGCAUAUGUUUUUAGAACUAAAAGGAUGCGAUUAUAGCAGUAAAGAAUGCACAAACAUAAGUCUAGGAAACAGAAUGAAAGCAUUUUGAAAAAUUUGUCCUGAUACACACGGUGCAAACUGUAUUACCUGUUAACUCCCAUCCUAAACGUGAAUCAUUACUGGUUAACGUGCCCUGUACUAAAACCAACACAGCUUAGAUAUUUGUGAAGCUAGGACUGCAGUAUUCUUGACUGCAUAAUCGCUUCCCUUUUAAGAAGUGGUUUUAAUCAUGUAGUUUUUUUUUUUUUCACUGUCAUGUCUACCAAAAUAUGACUUCUAAGUUUUAAACAACUGUCCUCACUGCAUAGUGACUUUAUUUUUGUUUUUUUUUCUUAUAUUUCUAGUUAUCCUGAUAUGAUUUUAUUUCAUCACACUAUUAUCUGAUAAAAUACAAUAAAACAUUUUACUCAGCUUUGUUUUUAUGCUUAAUUUGUCCCUGCUGAAGUCUCAAGUUAUUCAGAAAAUGUUUACUGGGUGGACAAUCUUGAUCACAUCUACAUGAUUGGAAACUGAAUUUACGGACAUUAUUGGAGCUUGCCACCUAGUGGCAACUAAAGGUAAACAAUUCUGACAUAUGGUCCCUGAAAGUUUUUAUUUGUGUGGUGAAGCAUUACAAAUUGGGGAAAAAAAUCUGGAUGUUGGUUGAAGUAUGUCUUUGAUUUUAACGGCUUAUAAUUGGACAAGUCAGAUAAUUUCAUAUUUGAAACUUUGAACAGUUUAAAUGUAUUGGGUGCUAAAAACCAGCAGUUUGAUUUAAAUUUUUUUGCAUAUGACUGAUGCUGUUUGGUUUCCUGGUAAAGUUUGCUUCAUUGUGCUCCAGCAUGGACGUUUUGGACCAAAUAUUCAGCUUAUUCCAACAUCAUCCUUGUGAGGGAGGGAUUUCAAUAUUCCCUUGUUUAUACAUAGUUUUUUUUUUAUAUAUCUUUUGAUCACUAAUGCUUUGUCAUAUUUACCACUUUUUUAAAAAGUAGACAAUUUCUUGUGUGAAAUAAAAGUUACGUGUAUAGUAGCCCCCUUUAAUAAACAUUUUCAGUGUUGAA
Girardinichthys multiradiatus is the source of this 2181-nucleotide messenger RNA. It is a transcript of the gene cbx5, whose product is annotated as chromobox homolog 5 (HP1 alpha homolog, Drosophila). Bases 203 to 808 code for a protein of 201 amino acids. NCBI's taxonomy places the organism in Eukaryota, Metazoa, Chordata, Actinopteri, Cyprinodontiformes, Goodeidae. The record is from RefSeq and is a predicted model, not a curated record. The transcript has 5 exons. Gene Ontology annotation, molecular function: chromatin binding. Gene Ontology annotation, cellular component: pericentric heterochromatin; nucleus. Gene Ontology annotation, biological process: chromatin organization; negative regulation of transcription by RNA polymerase II.